Lepisosteus oculatus (spotted gar) is the source of this 3418-nucleotide messenger RNA. It is a transcript of the gene phox2a, whose product is annotated as paired like homeobox 2A. Lineage: Eukaryota; Metazoa; Chordata; Actinopteri; Semionotiformes; Lepisosteidae. Gene Ontology annotation, biological process: regulation of transcription by RNA polymerase II. Gene Ontology annotation, molecular function: DNA-binding transcription factor activity, RNA polymerase II-specific; RNA polymerase II transcription regulatory region sequence-specific DNA binding. The record is from RefSeq and is a predicted model, not a curated record.
UUGUCAUGUAAAGAGACCACCGCCUCGCCAUUGUCUGCAAAGACUGCCAAGUUUAAUAUAAACACCACUAGCUGCACAGGCGGAGCAGUGCGCUGUCAAAGAGAGCUCAAGAUAGCGGAGACAGUCAGGGAGCAGAAAACGAGGAAAGUGGGUGCGUGCGAGGGAGAUAAAAAGAGAGGGAGAGAGAGGGCGCAAGCUGUCAGAACCGAGAAACUGCAACAUUUGGACUGCACUCAAGACGUCUCAUUCCGACGGUGCGCCACACAAGAAAAGUUGGACUAUCCUUUUUAUGCCGCGAAUUCGCCCGGUUCUUGCCCUUUCCCCAUUUGUUGCCAGAACUCGCACUCGCCGGUAAAACUCGCUCGCCAGAGUCUGCUGUGCUGCCUCUCAUGUACAAAAUGGAUUACUCUUACCUGAACACCUACGACUCUUGCAUGGCAGCGAUGGAAGCCUCGGCCUAUGCGGAUUUCAACUCCUGCAGCCAAACCAACACUUUCCAGUACAACCCCAUCCGGACCAGCUUCGGCGCCAACCCGGGCUGCCCUCCCCUCAGCACCGCCAGCUGCACGCUGGGUGCCUUGAGAGACCACCAGCCCGCUCCUUACUCCACAGUGCCCUACAAAUUCUUUUCGGACCCUUCGGGGCUGAACGAGAAGCGCAAACAGAGACGCAUCCGCACGACCUUCACCAGCUCGCAGCUGAAAGAGCUGGAGAGAGUGUUCGCGGAGACUCACUACCCCGACAUCUACACCAGGGAAGAACUGGCUCUGAAAAUCGACCUCACUGAAGCUCGAGUCCAGGUUUGGUUCCAGAACAGACGAGCCAAGUUCCGCAAACAGGAGCGGGCCGCCAACUCGAAAGGAAACGGCGGCGCGGCUGGGGGUAACGGAAGCGCAGGAGCCAAGAAGGGCGAGCCCCGGUCCUCGUCCGAGGACGAUGAAUCGAAGGAGUCGACCUGCAGCCCGACUCCGGACAGCACCGCUUCUCUUCCCAGCUCAGGAAACAUGGGGAGCCCUGGGAGCAGCCUGAGCCCCAGCCCGGUCUCCGUGUCAACAGCGGGGGUGGGUUUUGUGAACACCUCCUCGGCAGUCCCCCAGGGCCUCAAAUCCCCAGGCUGGCCUAGCAUGGGCUCCGCAAGCAGCGGGGGGGUGAACCCCACUGGAGUCCAAGGCUCUGACCUUUUGAAGGCCUGGCAGCCCUCGGACAGCAUGGCGGGCCCCUUUGCUGGCGUGCUGUCCACUUUCCAUCGGAAGCCCAACACUCUCAAGACAAACCUCUUCUAGAACUCUGCAGAACUCCUUAGUGAGCUGGACUCCUUUAAUUUAUUUCACCCGGACAGUCACAGAGGGGGAGAAUGCGUGUCCGAAAUAACCAAACAGUACUACCACCCCGUCUCCUCCAACUGUUAUUGCCACAAAAGUGUUUGUAGUUUAGGAUACAGGUCGAGAAAAGCCACGGACAGUUCUAGAACUGGACCCCUUGGUGUUUGUUUUUUUUUUGUCUCUUAUAAGCUGCAGUUUGUCAAGGAAAUGCUGGUUCAGGCUCCUUGUAUUUCAGUGUGAUCCUAGAAUUUCUGUCCUUCUGCCUGUGGGGAUGGAAGAGACUUAUUGGGAACUACUUGGGUCUGCAUUAUAUUAAUUCCUGCCGAGUUUGAAAUGAACAAACAAAAGAAAUGAGGCCCCUAGAAUUCUCUGAAAGUGAAAAAAAAAACUGUCCACUGUUAAUCAGUAAGCACAGCUCCCCUUCAACAUAUUCUGGUCAAAGAUUUAAAUUAUGUCAGGCAUUGUUUUAGGGAAUUUUUAUUUCUUUUAUUUAACUAUUUAUGUUUGUAACAUUUAUUCAGUCCUGUUCUCUGAAACAAGAGAAAGCAAUUAUUUUUCUCACAUACUCAGCAUUUGUUUGAAUCCUUACCUUUCAUACACUGUACUUUCUAGUGAUUCAUAGAUUCACUCUGUGUUACCAAUAACUUGCAGGUGGGGUUAUGUGCUUUCUAGUGAUCAGGACACUGUAAAUCCUAAAGCAAUAAUCCAAAACAAUAUCUGAAAGAGGAAAAAUGGCAAUUACUGAUUCUUGCUCCACUAGCACUGACAGCAGUGGAGUCCUCAAGAACAGCACAUUUAGUCUUCUAUAAAACUGUAAUGUGGGAGAGAACUCGGUUUCCUUAGUUUUAAUUUAAUAAAUUAUGUGACCCAAUAACAUUAAAAAAAUAAGAGCAGAAUAAUUUAUUGAACAAAACCAUAUGUGACCUUUAGUUAGUCAUAUCUUUUUUAAUAUAGUUAUAAAAUAUUGUAACUUAAAUAUUUGUAAAUAGAAUAUAAAUAUUAGAUAGUGAGGUUUUAAGUUGCAGUAACAAUUCUGACAUUCCAAAGACAAUUUAUAUAAGCUUGCAGUUUGACAGAAGGCUUUUUUUCCUUGGCUCUCCAAUUUAGUCCUUUAAUGAGUAACCUUUCCAAACAAUAUAAUGCUUCCUGUACUCUGUUGACAGAGCAUCUUGUAUUUAACUCUUUGUGAAAGUAAUGAUUAACACUACUAGUGUUCUAUUGGAAGUGACUGGUGAGAAGGCAAGCAAUUCUCAUCUUUUUCUCACGGCCAAAAUUUUCUUAUGGUGACUGUUGUAUGUCGUCAAGGUGACUUUGAUGGUACUUUCCUAAUCUGGUAUUCCCAAAAUUAAAUACACAGGGCUCAAAUGGACAUUUUACUCCAGCAGAUCACCUUUACACGUUGACAGCUAAGGUCACUGGGAGGAAAGACAAGUAAGCCAGGGGGAAAAAAUCAACUCUUAAAACUCAGCAAUUAAAACUACUGUUUUGGGUGAUGUCAUUUAGAUGUCGGACACAUGUUAUUAACGUCCAAGUACUUUGUGCUUUCAAAGUUUUUCCAAAUGUGCAGUACCAAGAGAAGAAUGAUAUAGAGGCGCGUGUCAUCUUGGCCAAAGUGCCUAAACGAAGGCCAGGCUUGAGGACUGAAGGCUGUUCCUUAAAACGGUUUCAACUUCAUCAACAUCUAAGCUUUUCAAGUGACUGGGGGGGAAAAAAGUCUUCUGAAGAGAAAACUGGAAAUGUAGGUGAUAUAAGAUUUGCUUUCUAUUGCUGGAUGUAAAUGCUUUUCAGUUACAAUGUCUAGAACCAGGGACAGUCAGGGCUGAAGGACGAGACUCUGUUUGGUGAAAAUGCACUGCCAUCGGCGCUCCUUCAUUCUGCAUAAAGGAUGGAUGUUGCUUUGCGCUGAAUUUGAGGUGUUUCUGACUGUACUGUGGUUUACAUUUGUUUAAAGAAGAGUCUAUAUUAGUAGAAGAUGGUAGACUUUAAACACUGUAUAGCUGCUAAUAAGACCCAGAACUCAAAAUCCUACUUGCUUAAACAUUGUAUAUUUUUUCUAAUGUGUGAUAAAUGUUACAUUAUCAUAAAAUAUUAAAUAC